This is a messenger RNA of Chenopodium quinoa (quinoa), 1320 nucleotides long. RefSeq lists its product as uncharacterized. NCBI's taxonomy places the organism in Eukaryota, Viridiplantae, Streptophyta, Magnoliopsida, Caryophyllales, Amaranthaceae. The record is from RefSeq and is a predicted model, not a curated record. The coding region runs from base 1 to 1320 and encodes 439 amino acids. The transcript has 4 exons.
AUGCGUAGGAUAAGAGGAAGGACUCUAGUGCUAUUUGAUCCGGAAAUUGAGAGAACCAUAACAAGGAUAGGGUUUGCUUAUUGUUCUUCAAGUCCAAGCUUUCCAAGAGAGGAAUUUCAUCAAGAAAGAGAAGAAGAGGAUCAAGGAAGCAUGGGAGCUAAUCCAAGAGUUGUUUUGAAGGAGUUGGGAACUCCCGGUACUUAUAGAUUCAAGGGUGGCAUAGCUCCACCAACAACACUGGCCAAUGACUUUGAGAUAAGGCCGGCAAUGAUAACAAUGAUUGAACUAAGGCUCAAACUGUUUCCAUUCUCUCUAAUUGGAAAAGCUUUAGAGUGGUUAGACAAGGAAGUGAAACCUAAUUCCUUGAGAACUUGGGAUGAGGUCACUAAGGAGUUUCUUUCCCGUUUAUACCCUCAAAAGAAGACUGUUGAGGCAAGAACUCUAAUCCAAAGUUUCAAGCAAAAGCCUAGUGAGAGUUUUUAUGAGGCUUGGGAAAGAUACAAGGAGUGUCAACGAGAAUGUCCUCACCAUGGAAUCCUGACUUACCAAAUCAUAGAAAUUUUCUAUGCAGGAUUGUGCCCCCAAGGGAAGUCAUGUCGUGAUGCUGGAGCAGGAGGUCCGAUCAUGAACAAGAGCGAGGAAGAGGUUGUAGUUAUAAUUGAGAAUGUAGUUUGUCACUACAUGGAUUGGAAAGAGGGAGAGAGAGAUUCUACAAACAAGAGUAGCUCAACGAUCUAUUCGGUUGAUCAUCUCAAUGCGAUCAAUAACUUGUCUUCCCAAGUCUCGAACUUGGGGAAGGAGAUGACAUUGAUCAAGGCCAAGCUGAAGUGUGACUCUUCGAUUGCACCAAGUCUUCCCUCCCACAUUAAGGGGAGAGGUACACCUUCUAACUCUACUCCUCUUUCUACUUCAAGUAAUAUGCCAAGUGGUUGUGUCUUUUGUGAUAGAUUUGAUGGUCCAAGGAAUUUUGGGAAUAACAAUGCUAACCAACAAGGUGGUUUUGAUAACAACAACAAUGGUGGUUAUAGGAACCAAGGAAAUCAUGGAGUUGAUCUUAAGAAACCCGUUUAUUCCAUCACCACAAGAAGUGGAAAAGUGCUAGAAGAGAGAGUUUCUAGGAUGAGUGAGGAGGAUGAGAAGAGGAGUGACUCAAGUGAGGAAAAUGAGAACGGGGUGUCAAGAAGUAUGAGCAAGGAGGAAGUUCAAGAGAAAAAGAUGAGUGAUGAGUCUAGCAAGAUGAGUGAUAGCUCUAAUGAGAAGAGUGUUGAGAAAGAGCGGAAGCAAUAUGAGGAUUUCAAACCAAUACUUUCAAAUCCCUAA